This is a messenger RNA of Hansenula ciferrii, 1449 nucleotides long. RefSeq names its product C2H2-type zinc finger protein. NCBI's taxonomy places the organism in Eukaryota, Fungi, Ascomycota, Saccharomycetes, Phaffomycetales, Wickerhamomycetaceae. The record is from RefSeq and is a predicted model, not a curated record. The coding region runs from base 1 to 1449 and encodes 482 amino acids. The transcript has a single exon.
AUGAAUUCAAUAGAGUCUUUUGUUACACCAAGUGUGACUCAAAUAGAUUCAAAUAACAAAAAUUCAAUCCCAGAGUCAUCUUUAGAUUUAUCAGAACAACAAUGGAUAGAUACAGAAGAUAUUAAUCUCAAAUUACAAUACUUAGUUGACAGUUCAAGAACAAAUUUUGAAGAAUAUGAUUCUGCUCUAGAUCAAGAAGAUAUUGGUUCUUCACCAGCAAGUUUAACUUCAUAUGAAUCUUUAUUAGGUGAUGAUGAAUCAAUGGCAACACCAUCUUUCUCCAUGGAUAAUGGAUUACCUUCACCAGAUAUACUGAACAACACAAACCUGAAUAAAUAUGUUCCUUUUCAUAAUAAUUAUCAUCAACAACAACAGCAACAACCUCAUCAAAUGCAUACAUCACAACCACAUCCGCUUUAUUUAACAAAUUUACCAAAUGGUAUGAAUCCAUCUCAACCAAGAAAUUUAAAUCCAUUCAUGCUAACGCCAUUAGGAACACCAAGUGGAUUUGAGUUGAAUGAAAGUUCAGGCUCUAAGGUGUCACAAUAUGAUAUGGAACAAUAUAGAAGGGUAAUGCAACAAACACAAGAUUUUUCAGUUGCAGAUAUCAAUUCAACAGGUCAAAUCAAAGCUGAUCAAUUAUAUAGUUCCUUCCAAGGACAGUUCGUUUCAAAUGAAAUUUAUCCACAAGUCAUUACAGCAGAGAUACCCACCAAUACAACCUUAGGAUCAGCACAAUCUACAAUUACACAACCUUCAUCCGCUGGAUCUUUAACAAAUGGAGAUACACCUGCUUCAUCAAUCCCACCAUUAACCGCAAGUUAUUCAUCUUUAUCAUCUUCUAACUUAUCAACACCAAUGUCUGCAAAGAGAAAGAAUAUUCUACGGAAAAAUAGAGUUAAAAAACCUAAAACUCCAAAAGUUAUUUAUGAUGAGAAUUCCAAACCAAUUGCACAACAACUUCAAGAAAAUAGAGAAAUUUGGGAAUCUAUAAUAACCAAAAAGAAGAAAGGUAUCUAUAAAUGUACGCAUUGUACUGAAAUUUUCAAAGAUCUCAUAGAUUUAGCCAAACAUAUGGAUGCAAACAAAAUAGCACGUCAACAUAAAUGUCCAUUUGAAAAUUGUCCUUGGUCAAUUAUUGGUUUACCAAGACGUGCGGAAGUUAGAAGACAUUGUGCUGCUCAACAUGCUUAUGUUAUUACAUUUGACACUGAUAAAGCUAGAAAUCCAAAUGAGCAAGCUGAUGGAACACCAGUUCCAAGUGAAAUGCAUCAAGUUGUUGAGAAAUAUCGCUGUGAAUUUGAUAAUUGUGAUAAAUCAUUCAAAAGAAAAGAUGCUUUACAAAGGCACGAAAAAUUAGUUCAUUUUAAUCCAGAGAGUAGAUUCAAUAAAAGAAUGGAAAAAGUACAACAAAAUAAAUUAAAAAAACAACAAAGUGCUGAAAUAUAG